AUGCCCUCUCCCAUUGUUGGGAAUUGGGCUGCCGACUUUUCCCACAGUCAGAUCACGAGCCUGUACAGUCGCUUCACUAGCCUGGACAAAGGGGAGAACGGGACUCUCAGCCGGGAAGAUUUCCAGAGGAUUCCAGAACUUGCCAUCAACCCACUGGGGGACCGGAUCAUCAAUGCCUUCUUCUCAGAGGGAGAGGAUCAGGUAAACUUCCGAGGAUUCAUGAGAACAUUGGCUCAUUUCCAACCCAUUGAGGAUAACGAAAAGAGCAAAGAUGUGAAUGGCCCGGAACCCCUCAACAGCCGGAGCAACAAGCUGCACUUUGCUUUUAGACUCUAUGAUUUGGAUAAAGAUGACAAGAUCUCCCGUGAUGAGCUGUUACAGGUACUGAGAAUGAUGGUUGGAGUGAAUAUCUCAGAUGAGCAGCUGGGCAGUAUUGCAGACAAGAUCAUCCAGGAGGCUGACCAAGAUGGAGAUAGUGCCACAUCUUUUACAGAAUUCGCUAAGGUUUUGGAGAAAGUGGAUGUAGAACAGAAGAUGAGCAUCCGAUUUCUUCACUAAAGGGCAGAGACCAAAUUAUUCUUGCUUUCCAGUAUUAUGAACUGAAACUUGUGUCCUCCAGCCCCACCUCAUCCUGUCAUCCCCUUUUCCCAGAAUACUACAGCUCUUGCAUGACAACCUGAAGUCUCUCCUGUCCAUACAAACUUGCCUUUGGUGUAUAAACAGGGCGUUACAGAAUGGUACCCUCUGUCUGCUUCUGUUCAGUAUCUACCCACCAGGUCCUUAGUUGUCAGUACCAUCUUCCCCUGUUUGCUGCUGAGUGCCAUGCAUCCAUCCUGUCUGGGGAAAUGAACCAGCCAGCAAAGCUCCCACUGGAUGGGGACCAUAUCCAUGCUGCCUUCCAUCCCCGCAUCGAGCCUCCACCAUGUUUCUGUGACCUUGUGUCCUUUUGUCUUUGUGUCUGUUACUUCCUACCUCUCAAUCAUCCAACCUUCUCUCCAUUCAGUCUUUCAGCUGCCCUCCUGUUGUUGAGAUUCCCUGCAUUUUACUUGGUUUUGGGCUCUGGGCUCUGCUGUUAAGCCUGUUUCUGAUGUGGCAGGAUAGUUAGUGGUCUGGUGAGUUAUAUCUACCUUCUGAUGUGUCUCUGGGACGUUGCCUAUCCAGGAGCUUUUCAGCAAGCAGUACUGCUCUUGGAAACAUGUGACUCCCUUGGUCCCCUGUAUUGCUCUGUUGUCGAAGGGCUUAUGAGCAGACAUGUUCUUAAAAGGUGGUCAUGGUGAGGCUUGUAGAGCCAUGUUUCCUAGGUGGCUUCCUAGGUCUCUCUACCUCUGACUUUUAAUUUUCAAACAUAUUUAUGUGGCUUUUCUGGUUACAGUGUUGACAUUCAUUAGAAAAUAUUCUAAUGCCUGCCACUUUGCUUCUCUUUGGGACAUUGUCACCACCCAAGUGGUUCUUCUGACAAUAUGGUAGAGGGCCUUCUUGUAGUUUUCUGAACAAGGCUAGGCACCCUGGAGAGCUGGCCACAUUUGCUGUACAGCAUGGGUCAUGCCUCAGUGUUCUGUACACUGGAAGAGUCUUCACAUUUCCAAACAGAAAGACUAGUGUUACAGAAGUGCCUGACUUAUCUCAGUCCUAAAGAAUUAGA
Molecule: messenger RNA, 1642 nt
Organism: Mus musculus (house mouse)
Lineage: Eukaryota; Metazoa; Chordata; Mammalia; Rodentia; Muridae
Product: predicted gene, 20056
Exons: 2
Coding region: 1-558 (185 amino acids)
Source: RefSeq, a predicted model, not a curated record